Lampris incognitus (smalleye Pacific opah) is the source of this 2847-nucleotide messenger RNA. It is a transcript of the gene c12h2orf42, whose product is annotated as chromosome 12 C2orf42 homolog. The transcript is spliced from 9 exons. NCBI's taxonomy places the organism in Eukaryota, Metazoa, Chordata, Actinopteri, Lampriformes, Lampridae. Bases 290 to 2296 code for a protein of 668 amino acids. Gene Ontology annotation, cellular component: nucleus. The record is from RefSeq and is a predicted model, not a curated record.
AGAGGACCGGAGCAGGUGUCGGGCCGUAAGGAGGAAUGGCGUCGUGCGAGAGGGGAGAGGAGGCCCGUGUACCACAGCUCGAGUUUGGCCGUACGCGGUCGCGCAGCCGGUGUUUAACGUACGUGAGGCGAACUUAGCGACGCGGCACCUGCGGGCGGGGAGAAGUUGUGGUCGUGUUGCGGUCGGGAGGGUCGGCAAACCCUACAAGUGAUCCGCCCCCCCCCACCACCACCCCCAGUUCCGAGUGCCGCUCAACGUCCGGUACCAACUUCUAAACUAACGUCAUGACAUGUCCCUUUUCGAGGCAACCCAGUCUAGACGCAACCCAGGGAUGAGCUCCGCCACGCAGCGCUCCGGCCCGGGAGCCGGCCCGAGAGAGAGCAGAAACGCCACCCCGGCCGUGCUCUCCAACCUGGGCAGGGCGACGCUGCGGGGCAUCCGCAAGUGCCCCCGGUGCGGCUUCUACAAUGGCACCCGCGGGUUCAGCUGCAAGAACAAGGCGUGCGGCAUCGCCCUCCGAGACGUCCCGGCGGGUGGCAGGAGCGCCAAGAAGCCCGCGGUGCAGGUGGUGAGGGUCGUAACAAAUGGCGCCGAGCAGGCCAACGCGGCGGUGGAGAUCUUCUCGGUGUGCCAGAGGGGCCAAGGCGCCGCGGCCGCGCAGCUGGGCUUCGUGGAGCUCAUACCCACCGACACCGCCAUUGCCACCGAAGACGGGGACACGCUGACCAUGAUCAACCUGGGCCGCUGCUUCAUGCCCUCCUGUCAGCAGGACCAGAUGUCCAGCCAGAGCCAGUUUGAGGAAUCCGCGGGGGAUAUCGCCUUACAGAGCUCCUCCUCGGACAGCCUCUGUGCGCACAUCAAACAGGCCAUGGAGUGUCAGAGCCGAGCCACUCCUCUGACCUUGAAGAGUUCGGUGCUGGAGGGUCUGCAGUCCUCCGUGGAAAUUAGGGAACAACUUUGGAAUUUGGCCACAGCGUCCACCGCCCCCCUUGUGCAGCAAGUGUCCAAAGACACCCUAGUGGUGAAGUGCAACACUGACUCCAACCAUCCUCUGGGCUUCUUGCACCUAACUAUAGGGUCUAAUUUUCCAUCUCGGGUUUCCAAGAGGAAGGGGAAGUGUCGAAAGGGGCCGCAGCAGCACCAUCCUUUCUUUCACUGCGCCUGUCAGAGCAGUGCCGCAGACAGGGCCGGACAGCCCGGGGUAAAAGGAUCCUCCGUCUCUCACUGUCUAAGCAGCUCUGCCGCUUCAGAGCGCUGCCUCCACUUCUAUGCCUGUGUCUGUGCCUUUGCUAGUGAUAUAAAUCUGGCCUCAGAUUUUGCUGCUUUCAUCAACUACAGCCUCAGUGAUGUGCAGCAAAGUGAAUGUAGAAUACGCCGCGCUCCCGAUGCAUCCCCGCAGCCGCCUCAACCAAUCAGCUCUCAUUACCAAGCGAAGAGGCUUUGCUCGGACGAGUCUCUCUCAGCCUCCUCUAUUCCUGCUGGGUCAGGGACAGGGGGGGUGUCGUCCUCCGGUGCGAGGAAAGCUGGUCAGAGGAAAACCACUCGUGCCAGUGGGCAGAAAACUCCAGAGAGCACUCAGGCUGUGGACGAGCAAGCGGUGACCAUGGGCUUCCAUCAGUGGCUGGCCAGUGUUACAGAAAGGAUCCACCAGACCAUGCACUACCAAUUUGAUGGGAAACCAGACCCGCUGGUGUUCCACAUCCCCCUGGAGUUCUUCAGCGCCCUGGAGCGUCGUUUCUCGGUGGACUCCCAGAAGAGAAGACUGCCCAACGAAACAAUAGCAUUUGUGAGGAAUGACAGUCUUCCUCUGGGCUCUUUUUCCAAGUACACCUGGCACAUCACGGAACUAUCGCAGGUCAAACACAUCUUUGACACUCCAGAGCUGCCUUUAGAGCUGACCCAGAGUUUUGUGGAAAAUACCGAUGGCUCCUACUCACAUUUCCACUGUUCCAAACCGCCAACUGAGGCAGAAGUGCGGAAGGGGAAUAAGUUGGAUAAGCCACAGGCUGCACGACCCACGGUGCUAUGCACAUUCCUUAAAGUCGGAUUAUGUGAAACGGAUCAGAAAGAGCCCACCCCGUUUGUGAUUGAGUGGAUCCCGGACAUUCUUCCUCGGUCCGGCCUCGGAGAACUCAAGAUCUCCUUUAAAUUUGGCCACCAGCAGAGCGCUCAGAACUUCUUCUGCGAUGGAACCAGUCACAAAAACAGUGGGACAGAGAAGGGCAGUCGCCCUCAGACUUCUGUAGACUCCACCCAACCCAAUCACUCUGUCACAGUCAUUCAGGUGAUUGUCUAAAGCGAAAAUUCUCCGACUUUCAACCUUAUCUCUGCCUGUCUGCGACAGGACUCGCACAUGAGACACACCUGCAGUUGUUCACAAUCGUUUCUGCAUUUCUGGGAUGGCAGUAAAAGAGGGGUUUUUUUCCGGUCGCCAAGUGACGUGUCGUGAUUCAGGUGGCAGCUAGAAGAACCACAGUCUAGCAGGGUUUCUUAUACUCUGAUCUAUUCUUAAUGCACUGUUGAAAAUCACAUCAAACUUGUCUCGGCUAAGCUGCCUUUCCGAUGGUGGAAAUGGCAUCCCACAACACUAGCUGGCGCAUGACGACACGUAGGCUUGGGCGCAGUGCAUUCUGAUACGUGCAGGCGCCGUGGGAAAGACUGAGCAGGAGAAAAUGAUUUCUCCAUCAGUAUAGUACACAGUGAGGACUUGUUUCUUCAGUCAAAUACAUUACUCAUCAGUACUGACUGCGCAUACACAAAACCAUCAGUGAAAUGUCCCUUUAAGACCUGCAUUGGAUGUGAAGUAAUGUUUGUCAACACCUGAAACAAGUGAAUUUCUUAACACCU